GACUGAUAGUAGUAUAUAUAAAAUGUAUUUGUCGUUGCCAUUCUCAUGCCAGUAGAUGCGAAUCAAAAACCAGAUUAAAUCCAAUCAGUCAAAUAACAGUAGAAUGGUCGCUUGCAAGCACAUCGAGCUUACGGAUGCCGAGCUUGCAUCACGCACACGUAGAAGGUCAACGUCGGGAGUUAUCAAUGGCGAGAAACCCGACCAGCCUCACGAUCGUCAUCAAGUACUGCGCUUUGUGAACUGUAAAGUUUUUAAGGACAACAAACUGGUCGAAACCGAUCUAUGGGUACAAAACGGUAAAAUUAUCGAUCCCUUCUACCGAUUCUACAAUGCUAAAAGUGCGGCUGACUUCGAUGCUGACGUUGUGAUCGAUGGGCAUGGUGCUAUCCUAUCACCUGGAUUCAUCGAAAUCCAAAUCAACGGAGCCUUUGGCGUUGAUUUCAGUAAUUACGACUGCGAGUUAGAAGAUAUCCAGUCUGUAGGUCGCAAUCUAAUGCAGUAUGGCGUGACUAGUUUUUGCCCUACGUUGGUGACUUCGCCCCAAAAGAAAUAUCAUGAAACUCUGCCAAAAUUCGUCAGAUACGCGGGUUCACCUGAGAAAGGUGCCACCAACUUGGGUCUUCACUUAGAAGGGCCGUUCAUGAGCAUGGAGAAGAAGGGUGCUCACGACCCAAAGCAGAUCGAGGCCCCAGUCAAUGGGUUUGAUUCACUGUUGGAAAGAUAUGGCCCGGCACUCACAGAGAAUGUAUCGUACGUGACAAUUGCCCCAGAGCGUGAGGGAGCUAUUGACGCGAUUAAGGGUCUGAAGGAGCACGGUGUGCUUGUUUCACUUGGUCAUUCAAGUGCAAAUAUGGAAGAGUCAAUUGCUGGUCUUGAGGCCGGAGGUACUCUAGUUACGCACAUGUUCAACGCUAUGGCGUCGUUCCACCACAGAGAUCCAGGACUAGUGGGUGUUCUAGGGAAGGAAGGAUACAGACCAUACUAUGGAAUCAUCGCCGAUGGUAUCCAUUCGCACCCUAAUUCCAUCCGAAUUGCAUAUCAGACCUUCCCCGAGGGACUAUGUCUAGUCACCGAUGCAAUGGCCGCUGCUGGCUUGCCAGAAGGUAGACACCAGCUGGGCGAUCUCCCCGUCGAUGUAGAAGGUAUCCGUGCUGUAAUAGCGGGCACUAACACACUCGCCGGUUCUGCUGUUGAUCACGUCACGUGCAUCAAAAACUUCAAGGACUUUACUGGAUGCAGCAUUGCAGAGGUGCUGCGAUGUGCAACCUCGAACCCAGCAGCGAGUGUUAACGUACAAGAUCGCAAGGGUCGGUUGGAGCCAGGAAUGGAUGCUGACCUGGUCCUAUUGUCAGAGAAACUGUCCGUACAGGCCACAUUCAUCGAUGGUGAGCUCUGUUAUGUACGUGAUGGCUACACUAUCGACGCAUCGACCGAGAUGUAAAUGCAUCCAACAUUACCCAACUUUAAAAGUGUCACCAUACGAAAUUAAUGAAAACAAAAUUUGCUAAACUUACAACAAUUACAUC
This is a messenger RNA of Sphaeroforma arctica JP610, 1526 nucleotides long. RefSeq names its product N-acetylglucosamine-6-phosphate deacetylase. Bases 56 to 1441 code for a protein of 461 amino acids. Gene Ontology annotation, biological process: N-acetylglucosamine catabolic process. The record is from RefSeq and is a predicted model, not a curated record. Gene Ontology annotation, molecular function: N-acetylglucosamine-6-phosphate deacetylase activity. The transcript has a single exon. NCBI's taxonomy places the organism in Eukaryota, Ichthyosporea, Ichthyophonida.